Bacillus rossius redtenbacheri is the source of this 2836-nucleotide messenger RNA. RefSeq names its product WD repeat-containing protein 36. Lineage: Eukaryota; Metazoa; Arthropoda; Insecta; Phasmatodea; Bacillidae. Bases 104 to 2773 code for a protein of 889 amino acids. The record is from RefSeq and is a predicted model, not a curated record. The transcript is spliced from 4 exons. Gene Ontology annotation, molecular function: protein binding. Gene Ontology annotation, cellular component: small-subunit processome; Pwp2p-containing subcomplex of 90S preribosome. Gene Ontology annotation, biological process: rRNA processing.
GUAGUUGGUAACACGCAAAUAAAUAUGGCGAACACACUUGUUUGUUAUUGGUGUACAGGUUAGUUGUUUAUUUUAUUUCUAUAAGUUACGUUUGAGCAGGGCAAUGAGCAAAAUAUUUCAGAGGAACCGCGCGCUGGGCUACGUGAGCAACCACGUGCCGCUCCAGGUGCGCUACAUAAAAUUGCGCAAGGAGAACCUGGUGGUGACGUGCGUGGGGCGCGCGUUCCAUACGUACGGCAGCUCGCACUUUGCGCUGCUGAGCGUAAGCGGCCAGCACGACGAGGACAUCAGCUGCGUCGCGGCGGACUCGUACCACGUGUACACGGCCGCCGGCAGCGUGGUGCGCGCGUGGCGCCGCGGCAAGGACGUGAAGCACGAGUACCCGGGCCACGACGGCGCGGUGCGCCUCAUGCUGCCCUUCGGGCCGCACCUGCUCACCGUCGACGAGGGCGGCUCGCUGCGCGUGUGGGACGUGAAGGCGGAGGAGCAGCACGCCGAGCUGACCUUCAGCCGGGACGUGUUCGAGGUGACGGCGCUGGUGCACCCGAGCACGUACGCGAACAAGGUGCUGCUGGGCAGCCGGCAGGGCGGCCUCGAGCUGUGGAACAUGCGCACGUGCAAGCGGGUGCACGCCUUCCCCGGCUGGGAGUCCGCGGUGACGGUGCUGGAACAGGCGCCCGCCGUGGACGUGGUCGCCGUGGGGCUCGCCACCGGCAGGAUCGUCUUGCACAACCUACGCUACGACGAGACGGUGCUGGAGUUGCUACAGGACUGGGGCGCCGUCACGGCAAUCUCGUUCCGCACGGACGGCCACCCCACCAUGGUGACAGGCAGCCCUGCGGGCGCCGUCGUGCUGUGGGACCUGGAGGAGCGCCGGGUGCUCUGCCAGAUGGAGAAUGCCCAUGCCGGGUCCGUCACCGGCAUGCGCUGCUUCCCCGGGGAGCCUCUCAUGGUCACCUCCUCGCCGGACAACACCCUCAAGAUGUGGAUCUUCGACCUGCCGGACGGAGGCGCCCGGCUCCUGCGGCUGCGUGAGGGACACUCGGCGCCUCCUGCCUUCAUCCGCUUCCAUGGGAGCAACGGCCAUAACCUCCUCAGCGCUGGAGCCGACUCCACGUUAAGGAUUUUCAACACUGUCAACGAGACUUUCAACAAAAGUUUGGGGAAGGCGUCUUACAAUCGGAAAAUCACCAAGAAGAAGGGAUGGACAGUUGCGAGUGCAUUGAAGAUGCCUCCGAUAGUUGCUUUCACUUCUGAAAUGACUCGUGAAAAGGAGUGGGACAACAUUGCUGCCAUCCACCAGGGGAUCCCGCAUGUUACGACAUGGUCGUACGAUAAGGUCAAGAUGGGCGACUUGAAGUUGUUGCCCGAAAGAUUUGACAGCGUGGAGAGCAAGAGUCAGUCCAAGGUGACCGCUACGUGCGUGUGCCUCUCCCAGUGCGGCAACUUCGUCGUCGUCGGCUACAGCAGCGGGCACGCGGACCGGUUCAACAUCCAGUCUGGCGUGCACCGAGGCAGUUACGGCAAGCCCCGGGCCCACGAGGGGCCGGUCCGGGGCGUGGCCUCGGACAGCCUCAACCAGGUCGUCAUCACUGGGGGCAGCGACUGCCUCGUCAAGUUCUUUCACUUCAACCCUGCUGGGUCGCUGGUGGGCAAGCUGGACGUGGAGGAGCCGGUGGACAGGUUCUGCUGCCACCGGGAGAGCAGCAUGCUGGCAGUGGCCCUGGAAGACCACUCCGUCCUCGUGGUGGACAUGGACGUGCACAGCGUGGUGCGAAGAUUCCCUGGCCACGCCGGCGCCGUCACCGACCUGGCCUUCAGCCCCGACGCCCGCUGGCUGGUGACCGCCGGCACCGACUGCUCCGUGCACACCUGGGACCUGCCAUCCAGCCAGCUCGUGGACUGCUUCCAGACAGAAUCACCUUGCACAUCGCUCAGUUUUUCUCCGACGGGCAGCUUGCUUGCAACCACACACGUGAACUAUCUCGGAGUGUACUUGUGGUUCAACCGCACCUUGUAUUCUCACGUGUCGUUGAAACCUGUGGAUCCGGAGGCCGAGCCCCAGCUCGUGGACCUUCCUUCCUCGUUGGGCAAACCCACGUCUGAAGAAAACCACGUGCCUGUCCCCGAAGAGCCAGAGUUCACUUCAGCUCAGCAGAUAAAUAAAAUGCUCAUAACUUUAUCAACACUCUCUACAUCUCGGUGGCAAAACCUUCUGAACCUCGAUGUCAUAAAGAGACGAAACAAACCAAAAGAACCUCCGAAGGCUCCCAAAGCUGCUCCAUUCUUUCUGCCCACUCUGCCUUCUUUGGAGAUGAGGUUCGAUUUGAGUGAUGCCGUGCAAAAAGCAGGAGUUGACGAGAGUAGAACUUUCCUGGAGGUAAAUCAGAACCUGACAGUUUUCGGAAAGCUGCUGAGCAAAUCUGCAGAAACUGACAACUUCGACCCGGUGCUGGAGAAGCUCAUGAGCAUGGGCCCCUCUGCGAUAGACCUGGAAGUGAGUCUCCUGGCGCCGGCAGCGGGGGGCUCCGUAGCGCUGAUGCUGCAGUUCAUGAGACUCAUCGAUCAUAUGCUGGACAGUCGCAGGAACUUUGAGCUGGCCUACUCCUACCUGGGGCUGUUCCUCAAGAGACACGAGGACACUGUCGCGUCGGAGCCCGAGCUGAGGACUCACGCCAGCAUCCUGCGUGAGCAACAGCUGUCGGGUUGGCAGGACUUACAAAACAAAAUGUUGUACAACUUGUGUGUUGUUCAAGCACUUAAAACUUUGUGAGCAUUUUUUAUGAAUAUCUAAACUGUGACUUUUGUAUAUACAUAUAAAACAUGAUUAAUUUUA